CGUAGCCAUAGAACUCUUUAAAAAAAUCAGUGUGGAAAAGAUCGAGCCUCUAAGUAAGUAAAAAAACAUAAGAAAGAUACACAUACAGUAAUUUGGAGGAGAAGGAUGAUCUUGCGUCAAUAUUUUGACGACUUCGUGUCCGGAGAGCACGGCUCCGACACAGUGUCCUCCUUCGCUGCCGACAACAGAUACAAGGCACCUACACCUCCAGUUGCACUGAAAAAACAAGGUGUAGUGCAUGCACUUUCGGUGGGAAAUACCCCUUCAGCGUCCUCGUCAUCGAGUUCGUCUGCGCCCAGGCUUCCGCAGCCGAUAACACACAUCAAUUUGCGUGGAGGAAGAACACCUUUUCAACCACAUGUCUGCUUUGUCGAA
This is a messenger RNA of Amoebophrya sp. A25, 375 nucleotides long. Lineage: Eukaryota; Dinophyceae; Syndiniales; Amoebophryaceae. The record is from the annotation of a GenBank genome assembly.